GAUCAUUGGUCGGGUAGUUGCCAUGGCAGUGGCCCGGCGCGUUCCUGGGCGGAGAGAAGAUGGCGGUGACUAGCUGGUUGGAGGUUUUGCGGUCGGCCGAGAAGACGGCACUGCUGCAGGAUGGGAAGAGGAUGGUGCACUAUUUGUUCCCAGAUGGGAAGGAAAUGGCAGAAGAAUAUGACGAGAAGACCAGUGAACUCCUUGUGAGGAAGUGGCGUGUGAAAAAUGCCCUGGGAGCCUUGGGCCAGUGGCAGCUUGAAGUGGGAGAGCCAGUGCCCUCAGGAGCUGGGAGCCUGGGAUCCGAGCUCAUCAAAGAAAGUAAUGCCAAUCCCAUCUUCAUGCGCAAGGACACCAAAACAAGUUUCCAGUGGCGGAUUCGAAAUCUCCCCUACCCGAAGGAUGUGUAUAGUGUGUCUGUGGCCCAGAAGGAGCGCUGUGUCAUUGUUAGAACAACAAACAAAAAGUACUACAAGAAGUUCUCCAUCCCUGACUUAGACAGACACCAGCUUCCUCUAGAGGAUUCUGCGUUGAGCUUUGCGCACGCCAACUGCACCCUGAUAAUCUCUUAUCAGAAGCCAAAGGAGGUCAUGGCGACUGAGUCGGAGUUACAGAAGGAGUUAAAGAAGGUAAAGACGGCCCACAGCAGUGCCGGGGACUGUAAGACGCAGUAGCUGUCCUGAGCCUUGCACCUCUGGUGCGGAGGAAACUGUGAGACUUCCGGCAUGGGUUUUAUGGCGCGGGCAGCCUCUUCUCUUCUAAGAACUACAGAGUCCCUAGAACUGGCUCUUGGGGAACAGCUUGCUCCCACCUGUGGCUCUGGUCCUGAGUAAAGUCAUUUGCAGUUGCUCUAGAAGGACUGACUGCCCCUUUCUCUACUUCUGGGUAUUGCCCGUCCCUGGAUACCCUGCCUUCUUAGGGAAGAUGGUGGUGUGACAACCCACCCCACCUCCCAUCCUGGGGACCUUCCAGCUAACGGGGGAGCAGAGUGGGAACAGGCUGGGCAUCUUGGAACUCCUGUGUGCUGGCUUGCCUUAUAUAAGAGACUCAGGAAAAACUCCUCUGAGGCCAGGGUGGGCAAAGGGGACGUUUAAACAUCCAGCUAGCUUGGAAACAGCACAGAACGCUAAGACACUGUGGUUAAAAGAACACGGUUGCCGUACUGUCAAAGGUGUGUGUGAUAGGACAGAGGCGAAAUGUCACCAUAGCUCAACAGCCGAGAGUCCUCCGACAGUUCCUUGUCUACACCCUGGGGAGGUUCUUGGGGACAUAGAGCCAUAGUUUUGUCCUUUCCCUGUACACUGCCUUCCUGGACCCACUUAGAAUGACCUAACCACCAAAGAACCAGAUUUGUCAACAAUUAAAUUUUAUUUUUAUAAAAAUUA
Messenger RNA from Mus caroli (Ryukyu mouse), 1382 nucleotides. It is a transcript of the gene Dpcd, whose product is annotated as deleted in primary ciliary dyskinesia homolog (mouse). Lineage: Eukaryota; Metazoa; Chordata; Mammalia; Rodentia; Muridae. The record is from RefSeq and is a predicted model, not a curated record.